Prunus dulcis (almond) is the source of this 1384-nucleotide messenger RNA. RefSeq lists its product as uncharacterized. Bases 301 to 1245 code for a protein of 314 amino acids. The record is from RefSeq and is a predicted model, not a curated record. The transcript has 2 exons. Lineage: Eukaryota; Viridiplantae; Streptophyta; Magnoliopsida; Rosales; Rosaceae.
AUGUACCUUGGUCUUUUGUUCUUCUUUGUAGCUGUCAUCAUAGAGAGAGAAAUACAGAGAUUUUUGGGGUUUUAGAGUUGGGUUUUGCCUUUCUCAGUUUAAGAAACAGAAAGGGAGAGAGUCCAUGGAUUUGCUUAGCUAGACUUGGUAGUUUCCUUGGGAGUAAGUAAGCUACAAUUCAGUGAUUGCAUUUACUGCGUAAUUCUAAAACCAGAUUCUGCUUUUUUGGUGAAGUUUGAAAUGUAUAUAGAAUUAUAAGCUUUUAGCAGUGAUUUUAGACUUUUUGGUGUGGAUUGAUUGAUGGAAGCAAUGUCUUUGUGCACUUGGAAAUAUCCUUUCUGCAAAUUGGGCUUCGUGAAUACACAUAGAACCCUGUAUAGGACAAGGUUGAAUGUUGGUCUAGCUUUAAGUCCAUCCCCAGUGCUCUUACACACAGAUGGAAGUGGCAAGUUUCAAGAGUAUAAGAAGGGUUCUGGUUCAAAUACAGUUGGUAUAAUAGGAGGGUUAUCUGUUAAUUCUACUCUUAAUUUUUUGAGAAACCUUGUUAACUGGAGUUCAAGAGAUGGAGAAAGUUGUCCUCCUUUUGUUCUUUGCUCUGAUCCUGCGUUGAGUAAGGAGCUGUUAUUGAUUGAGAGACCUUCUUUUCCUUAUGUUAGCCGUAAAAAUGAAGGUACAGAAUUGGAUCCUACUCUGAUUGUGGAGAAUUUGAGGAGUAAGAGGAUUUAUCUUGAAAAUUCGGGAUCUCGUUGCAUCGUAAUGCCUUGUCAUAUUUCACAUUCUUGGCAUGAUCAAAUUUCAGAGGGAUGUUCUGUUCCUUUCCUUCACAUGGGUGAGUGUGUUGCCAGGGAACUCAAGGAAGCAAAGUUGAAGCCACUUGAAGCUGGGAGUCCUUUGCAGAUUGGAGUGCUUGCAACCUAUGCAACUUUGAAAGCAGGAUUCUAUCAAGAGAAACUGCGGAAUGAGGGUUUUGAGGUUGUUCUGCCAGAUAAAGCAACAAUGGAACACACUGUUAUCCCUGCUUUUGAAGCCUUAAACAGAAAGGACACAGAAGGGGCACAGAAUCUCUUGAGGAUUGCAGUCCAGGUUCUUCUAGUGAGGGCUGCCAACGCUGUAAUUCUUGCCUCCGAUGAUUUGCGGGAUCUUCUUCCCCUGGAUGAUCCUCUUCUUAAGAAAUGCAUUGACCCUAUGGAUGCAUUGGCCUGGUCAACCAUAAAAUGGGUUCAAUCUGCUAAAGAAGGUACAUAAAAGAGAAAACAGUUCCUCCUACUUGAAUCUUGAUAUUAAUGUAAAAUAUAUUACUUCAUCAAUUAAAUGUUGCCCCUGCAUUCUUUUGUAGUGACUUUGUGAAUUAAAUAUUAUUCGAAUGACGAAAGAACUCUUUGAA